Aegilops tauschii subsp. strangulata is the source of this 627-nucleotide messenger RNA. RefSeq lists its product as uncharacterized. Lineage: Eukaryota; Viridiplantae; Streptophyta; Magnoliopsida; Poales; Poaceae. Gene Ontology annotation, molecular function: zinc ion binding. The record is from RefSeq and is a predicted model, not a curated record.
AUGGACGGCCUGAUCGAUGCUUGCAAGGUGCCCUGCGUCUACAAGAGUUUCGGCUGCGAGAGGUACGUCGACCUGCACUCGCUGGCGGAGCAUAGUUCCAGAUGCAUGCACACGCCCUGCUACUGCUAUGAGUGCACGCCGCCAUUUGAGGGCUCGCUGGCGACCCUCGUGCAUCACCUCACGGCACCGUCCGUCGAUCACUACUGGCCCGCGGCGGUGAACAUCAAGUACGAGACGUGCUACCCGAUUGUCGUGCCGGGGUCGCUAGAGGAUCACCACCACCUGCUAGUCGUGGAGGAGGACGGUAGCGUCUUCCUCUUGGCCGUGGGCACCAGCAAGGCCCGCGCAGGCCACGGCCCCGUCUCUUUAGUGUGCGUCAGGGGUAACACCGCUGACGCUGACACGAGGCCGGUGUGCGGGUGCCUGCUCACUGUUAUUGCCCCUCAGAGGUACGAGGGCGCCCACGUCGCCUCCAUCAUGCUGACUGGGACUGUGCCAAGCUGCUCCGUUCCCGGCAAUGUGGACAUGGAAGACGCCUGGUAUGAUUUUCACCCCAAGAUGGUACACUGGGACUCCAAGGAGGUUCACCUGGUCAUAUGCAUUAUCAAUUCAAAUGUUCAUCAUUAG